AUGGCUAUCUCACUCUGGCCGUCCGCCUUCAAGGCUCAAGACCCACGCCUCGCGUUCCCGACCAUCGCUGACAUCAAGGCAAUGGCCCUCGCUUCCUUCACCGCAUCGAGCAUUGCUCAUGUACCCAUCCCCACCGAGGCCUUCGAGAUCGCCAACUUCCUCAGCAUCACUCAAGGAUCCAACACACUCUCCCUCAUUGACUCGGCUCAGCACGGCGGCCUGAUUCACAAUAUAAAGAAAGCUCGCCGCAUGAACUCCAUCGCUCAUGCCUUCAACAAUAACAUCGCCCCUAUCGCCCCUACCGAGGUCAACAAAACGGCUAACAAGUCCAACAUCGUCGAUGAUCGCAAGGAUACCACCAAGUCAACCAACGUUCAAGCUACCGCGCCUAUUGUCGAGGAUAACGAGCCCGCUCAAGUUUCCGAAGUCUCUCAGCAAGUCGAGCCCACCCAGGAUGUCGACAUCAUUGUUGACGACAACCGCAACGACACUUCAUCCAUCAUCGACGAGGAAGUGCUCACCAUCGAGAACAACAAGCAUACCUACCAGCAUGUGCUCCCCACCAUUGACAUCACCGAGGUCAACAUCUCCAUGGCUUCCAAGAUCACCGACGUCGCCGACGUUGACGAAAUGGGCGCCUCCGCUUCAAGCAUUGCCCACGACUUCGAGCGGUUCCUGAAAGAAGACAAGAUGCAAUGGGUGCAUGCCGUCCCCAGCCAGCCCGAGCUUUGCAGUGCGCUCUCCAAGACUAAGAAGCAAGUCACCAAGGUCACCAAGCCAAGCACCCAGGACAACAAGGCCAUCGCUUUCGACAUCAAGCUUUUGGCCGACAACAAGGGGAGCCUCGACGCUGAAGUCGACAUUGUUCAUCACUCUCGCAGAUUGUCUAAUGAGACCAAUUCCUCCACUGAGACGGACAAGACUACUGACAGCGAUGCCACCCGCGCUACCACUCCCGAUACUCCAGACACAGAGUACUCCACCCUCGACACCAGCGCAGUCGACGACAAGUUUGACGAUGCCAUUCUCACAGACAACAACGACAAGCUCCAGCAAGCGGAUGAGUUUGGCCACCUCUACAACUACGGUCAAUUCUCACCCUCCGAUUUUGACGCCACCUUCCUCAUGGAACGUCUCGACCCCAACCGUCGCUACGUCCAGAUGACCUGCGGUUACUGGUACGCCCUCGAAAACGACGACGAGAUCCGCCCCAUGGCAAAGGCCGAGUACCAGGAGUUCAUCGCCUGGACCAGUCAAACCCCCGUCAUCACCCGCGAGGAUUUCAACAAGAGGCAACAAGCGGACGCUGAGCAGGGAAUUAUUACCAGCAACAACAUUGCCAUCAUUGAGAGUCUUGACGAUGACGGAGACGAGGAGCAGUCAGGCAAUGAGGAAGCCGACUUGGUCGAGCAGCAGAACCACGCCACCACCCCCGAGGAGUAG
Messenger RNA from Sordaria macrospora k-hell, 1443 nucleotides. NCBI's taxonomy places the organism in Eukaryota, Fungi, Ascomycota, Sordariomycetes, Sordariales, Sordariaceae. The record is from RefSeq and is a predicted model, not a curated record.